Messenger RNA from Ceratina calcarata, 3187 nucleotides. RefSeq names its product ETS-related transcription factor Elf-5. The transcript is spliced from 8 exons. Gene Ontology annotation, cellular component: nucleus. The record is from RefSeq and is a predicted model, not a curated record. Gene Ontology annotation, biological process: regulation of transcription by RNA polymerase II; cell differentiation. Bases 1338 to 2186 code for a protein of 282 amino acids. Gene Ontology annotation, molecular function: DNA-binding transcription factor activity, RNA polymerase II-specific; sequence-specific DNA binding. NCBI's taxonomy places the organism in Eukaryota, Metazoa, Arthropoda, Insecta, Hymenoptera, Apidae.
AUUUUAUCGAUCACAAAGCGUAGAUCGCUUAUAGAAAAUACAAUGGCUGAUAGUUUUUAACGAAAAGUUAGUACACCGUUUUAACAUUUUCUACGAAGAUCAAUAAAAACGAAUCUCGGUUCUUAGAACUCGUCAAUUCGUGUCACGCACAUUUGACCAUUUUUUCUUUCAACAAAACGCAUAAUAGUAUUUUUUAUAUCGGGUUCGCGCGUAAUCCGUGACGUAGAUUAGUUACUUUCUAUUAGCAUAAAAAGAUUAUGCACCUGUUGUCGGGGCCGUCAGAAGUGACCUUUCGAAACACGACCGAUUACUCAGGGGGAAUCGUGUUACUACAUCUGUCUGAUAACAAAAAGGUAUGACUAAACAGGAGAAUGAAGAAAGAAUCCCGGUUUCUCUCGUUCUGUGCACACGCGAAGAUCUCAUUGACAAAUGGCCUGCAGCUUGUGAAAUUGUAUGUAUCACUUAUCAGAUUAGUUUCUCUUCAAUUUCUCAACAGAAACGUAUAGAUAUUGUUUUUCGUAAUGUUUACGUCCCCGCAAUAACCUUAGUCAAUAAGUAUUUGAUAUUUGCAUUUUCCUCGUUUACAAUUGACAGAGACCAUCAAUACAGGGUACGUAUGCAGUAUAAUCGCGUUGUUAUUUGCUACAAUACAUUUCUUUUUACAUAGUGAUAACGUUCGGUUUUUAUGCUUUCUCGGAAUCGAUUACUACUGUCCAUCGGUUUUUAUAUCGUAGUCUCACAAGUUCUAUCGUUCAAUGUGGCAUACACUUUCGAUAACUUUCACGGCCGGCAAUAUCGAUGGAAUUAUUUAUUUAAGUAUCGCGAUCCACUUGUCUCGUGAAUUUGCAUAGUUUUUAAUUUAUUCAACCAAGUCAAUCAUGCCUUUGUUCGGUCUGCUGAUUGUAGUUAAGCAAACGAAUAAAGAUUACAGCAGACGACAGAAUUUCCGUUGUCGCGUUGAGAACAAUCACGUGCGAGAUAGCAUUUAUAAUUUCAUUCCAAUUUUCUGGCCCGCGGUGCAUUAAAAUUUUCAAUGAAUCUCGUGCAAAGGUUAAUUCGAUGAAUUUUUCAAAUAUUCGAGAAAACUGAAGUAUGGAACACGGCGUCGGUAUGAAUUUUAAUUUCGAUGACGCGCAUACGCUGUGCUCGUAUGCAGCCAGAGACAAGAUGCCUCGGAAUCACCGCAGCACGGAAGCUUCGGGUUUUCCCUGAGGUCUCCCUUAUUUUCUACCCCCGACGCCGGCUCGAAUGUGCAACAUGCGACCUCGUUCAUAAUGCAUCCACUCGGGGAAUGACCGUGUUGAAUCAGUUGCGUUGCGGUUUCGGAUCUGGCUGGAAUGUAUCCCUCGUUCCCGGAUUUGAACGACGAUGACAAUUAUUCGGUAGUGGACAUGGACCGCUUAAACACGCGACGAACUAAUGUCUUGACCACGCCUGAUUACGAACCGGUCAGAAAAAAAUGCAACUUCGGUGACGAUGAUAAUGAGAUCGAUGGUACCGGAUGGUCCGCUAAACCUGUCGCAGAAUGGAGUCAAGAGGAGACGAUACACUGGCUGAUGUACGCCGCGUCGUGUAUCAGACAACCGUAUGGCCUAAUUCAAAAUAGUCUCGCGGUGCCUGGGAAUCAACUGAUCCACUUCACCAGAGACGAAUUUAUCAGUCGUGAUCCUAUGUUCGGAAAUCGGCUGUACGACCUACUCCCAUCCAAUAUGUUACUUCCACCGUUUGACACGAUUCAUCCUCAUUCCGAGGACGAGUACCACCGGAUUAGUUCCAAUAGCACAUCAGACGCAGAAUCAGACAGUAACAGUAUUGACAUAUCCACGACGAAACGACCACCGGGUCGGCCAAGGGUAUCGAAAAAACCGAUUAAGAAGGCUCCUAGCCAGGGAAAGCUUUGGGAGUUCAUUAGGGACCUCUUACUUAAUAAUAGGACGUGUCCAAGUUUAAUUUGUUGGGAAGAUUAUUCUCAGGCGAAAUUUCGCUUCGUGAAAAGUGACGAAGUUGCAAAACGGUGGGGCUCGAGAAAAGGGAACACGAAUAUGACGUACGAGAAACUUAGCCGAGCGAUGAGAUACUAUUACAAAAGUCAAAUCUUCCUACCCGUGUACGGUCGAAGACUGGUUUACCAGUUUGGGCCGAACGCGAAAGGCUGGCAAACUGACAACCCUAACUUCCGGUUCUAAAGACGUGACGUUCCGUUCUUUGUAAAAAUUGUACAGAAAGUAAAAUUAAUGCGACCGAUGUUCAAGAAACUUUUAUAUAACUGAUGCAGGGUCGAAAGUGGUUGAACUGCGGCGAAAGACUACGAAAAAAGAUUAGUAUUAUAUCAUGUACAUAUAGUUUAUAAUUACUAGGCGUAACUAGAGUAACCAGACGUAUGAAUGAUUACAAAUGUCGAAGUCUUUCAUAUUACAUACCACGAAUAUUAUGUGAUAAUACAAUUGGAACGCUGAGUGUCGAUUUCGAUUUAUUUUUAUUUUUAACCGCAGUAGCUUAUGCGUAUGUAAAAGUGUACAUACUCUAAUCGAGAAAGGCAAUAAUUUUCUUAAAAUCAAGUAAAUUUACUAUUACUUAUCUUUUUAUAUGACAAAGUUGUAUUAUAUUCCUUAAACUGGAAAAACGAGUAGCACUUAGUACUCUAGGCCUAAAUGAGGUACGGAGUAAGCUUCUCAAAGAGGUAAUUGCGAAUUGCAGUACGAGCGAUCGUAAGCUAAAUUGGUACGUAAGAGUGUGAAAGAGAAGUAGCCGUAGCAUCACUUUCACGAAUUGUAAAUAUAGGAAGGACUUGAUCCGUGUUGUCAAAUGCUUUACGGUAGUGCAUGCAAGAGUUGGCAAAAAUAUUUAUAUUAUUUAAAGAAACCGCAAUGGACGAUUCAGUCGUUUAUUAGUAAUAUUGGAAUUCGACGUACGUAAAGAUUGCGCAAGAAGAAGCAUGCAUAUAUUUCUCUUUUUAAUUAAUUCAUUGAGCGAACUCGAAAUCGUUGUUUGUACAAUAAAACCGUAACGAGUAUCCCUAUAUUUACUUGACCUUUUACGUUUUAUAAAAUCUUUUUCAUAUACUGUGAUCAACGUUAAAAUAUCAUGGAGAUCAAUUAAAUAUCUUUGCAGCGUAGCACGCAUUUUAACUUUUUACUCUUAUUGUACAGAAUUUCGUAGAACUAUGGAAUAAAGUGCUACUGGAUCA